Messenger RNA from Fulvia fulva, 564 nucleotides. RefSeq lists its product as uncharacterized. Bases 1 to 564 code for a protein of 187 amino acids. The transcript has a single exon. Lineage: Eukaryota; Fungi; Ascomycota; Dothideomycetes; Mycosphaerellales; Mycosphaerellaceae. The record is from RefSeq and is a predicted model, not a curated record.
AUGACUUCCCUCCUCGAUCAGGUCCAAGAGGCCGUUCCAACCAUGGCCAGAAUCAAUCUACGCUACCUCCAAGAGCUGAUCAACAAGCAACUCAAGACCAUGCCCCUGACCGAGUGCCUCCUCCUCAAUAUUCCACGAGAGCUCCGCGACCGCAUCUACCUCUUCGUCGCCAUAGCCAGCAUCCAGGACCCCAAUAACAAAAGCGAGAAACCAGUCUCUGGCCUGUCUAGGGCUUGCAAACAGACUCGGCUCGAGUUCGACGAAAUCAUCUACAGCAGCAAAAUCAUCAAGAUCGAAUACUACGAUGGCGCUGCUUCCGACUGGAAUCUCAUCGAGGAGCCAAGAGUCCUCAGAGCACUGCUCAAUGGCAAGGUUCCUUCUUUCUUCUGCCAUCCCACUAGCUUCGACACGCGGGCGGCAUUGCGAGAGCAGGUAGAGGGCGACAGCAAGUGGGGACAUAUUGGCAUUGAGGGAGUUAUGGGCUUGGUGACGGCAGAUGAGGGUGGUGGUUUGUACAAGUUUAGGGUGUCACGCGAGGAGCUACGGGAGGCAUUAGCAGGAUGA